CAACCACUACGAUCUCUGAUCAUCCGUUUUAUUGGGUUUGUUAUCACAAUUUAUACAUACGAACGCAACGCAUCACCAUCGGUUCUUCCGUCGUCGUCGUCGUCGUCGAAACGAGCUUACCCGAACCAUAAAGCAAUAACGCAAACAAACCCGCUGAUAAAGGACGGCACGCCAUCAGGAGCGAUCACAGUUGGUGGCCAACAGUUGUGGACCGAGCAAGCAACGAAAUUCAUAGGCGCUCCCCAUCUCUUAUCACAUACGAUGGCUAGCAAGCAGGACAAUCUGACGGCGGUCUUGUACGGCAUCGAAGAUCUUCGUCUCGAGCAACGACCGAUUCCAGUGCCCAAAGAUGAUGAGGUUCUGUUGGCGAUGGACAGCGUCGGCAUCUGCGGAUCCGACGUGCACUAUCUGGUUGCCGGGCGGAUUGGGGAUUUUAUCGUGAAGAAACCAAUGAUAGUCGGUCACGAGUCGGCCGGUAUCGUGGCGAAGGUUGGAGCCAACGUGAAAUCACUAAAAGUGGGCGAUCGUGUAGCAAUUGAGCCAGGUUAUGGGUGUCGAGUGUGUGAUUACUGUAAGGGUGGCUCGUACAACCUGUGCCCGGAUAUGAUCUUCUGUGCUACUCCACCAUAUGAUGGUAACCUGAUGCGAUACUACACCCACCCGGCAGACUUCUGCUUCAAGCUACCGGACCAUGUAACGAUGGAGGAGGGUGCUCUGCUCGAGCCGCUGUCCGUCGGUGUGCACGCGUGUCGCCGAGCAGGAGUUCAGCUCGGUUCGCAGGUAUUGGUGCUUGGUGCAGGACCCAUCGGGCUGGUCACCUUGAUCGUGGCCAAAUCCAUGGGUGCCAGUAAGGUGCUCGUUACGGAUUUGCUGCAGAACCGGCUCGAUGUCGCCAAAGAACUGGGCGCUGACGGAACGCUAUUGAUUUCCAAAACUGCCACCGAGGCGGAACUGGUCAAGCAAAUUCAUGAACUGAUGGGAUGUGCACCCGAUAAAACUAUCGAUUGUAGUGGGGCGGAAGCAACGACACGGUUAUCGAUUUUGGCCACGCGUUCCGGUGGAUGCGCUGUGCUAGUCGGUAUGGGUCCACCGGAGGUCAAAAUACCGCUGAUCAAUGCUCUAGCGCGCGAGGUCGAUAUACGCGGUGUGUUCCGGUACUGUAACGACUAUUCUGCCGCAUUAAGUUUGGUGUCCAGUGGAAAGAUCAACGUUAAACGCCUCAUCACCCAUCACUUCGAUAUCGAAGAAACGGCCGAGGCUUUCAACACUGCUAGGCAUGGGCUCGGUGGAGCGAUUAAAGUGAUGAUUCAUGUGCAACCGAAAGACAAAAACAAUCCAAAGUAAAUGUAAAAGAAAUUGUGCCUUCGAAGAGCUAAAAAAGAUGAGAAAUUAAUAAAAGUUCUAUUUUUAUUUGAA
Molecule: messenger RNA, 1416 nt
Organism: Anopheles darlingi
Lineage: Eukaryota; Metazoa; Arthropoda; Insecta; Diptera; Culicidae
Product: sorbitol dehydrogenase-like
Exons: 3
Coding region: 262-1344 (360 amino acids)
Biological process (GO): D-sorbitol catabolic process
Molecular function (GO): L-iditol 2-dehydrogenase (NAD+) activity; zinc ion binding
Source: RefSeq, a predicted model, not a curated record